CUCGAGGGUUAAACUAGUAUCCCUUUAAGAGGCUCCCUUGACAAUGAUCUUCUCUAUGAUAGGCUAGUGAGCCCAGAAUAAUAACCAAAUAUACUGCUCAGUGGAACAGAGAGCAAGGACUACCAUCAGUACAGAUGCACUAACCAGGAUUGACAGGUCUGAUGAUGUUUUUGAGGACAAAAAAGUUUGUAAUGAAUCAGAAAAUGUAUCUGGUAUGAGCGCACUCACCACCAGCACAUAUUUGUUAUGUAUUUUAGUUAGCUCUUUAUCAGUUCUUAUAAUGUGUGGAAAUCUUCUUUUAAUAACCUCCAUCAUUUACUUCAAACAGCUCCACACUCCUACAAACUACCUCAUCCUCUCUCUCGCAGUAGCUGACCUGCUUGUUGGGGUCACAGUUUUGCCUUUUAGCGCGGUACUGGCUGUGAGCUCUUGUGGGUAUGUUGGAGGUUUACUCUGCAAGAUACGAGGCAGCUUUGAUCUCGUUCUGUGCACAUCUUCUAUUUUAAACUUGUGCUUUAUUUCUGUUGACAGAUAUUAUGCAGUGUGUCAGCCUCUGAGGUACAGAACUAAAAUAAAUGUCCGUGUUAUUGUGAUCAUGAUCCUGGUGUGUUGGACUGUUUCUGCUAUAAAUGGAAUUAGCAUCACAAUUUUGGGAGUGAACAAAGGACAAUCUAACAGGUGUGUUUUAUUUCAGAAUUUAAGUUCAGCAAUUAUGGCAGUUGUUUUUGGGUUUUAUUUCCCAGCUAUUGUAAUGGUCACUAUCUACUUAAAGAUUCUGAUGGUGGCACAGAGACAGGCACACAGCAUCCACAACACAACCUGUCAGAGCACAAAGUCUGAAAUUAAGAAGGAGAGAAAGGCCACCAAAACUCUGGCUAUUGUAAUGGGAGUUUUUCUUAUGUGUUGGACUCCUUUUACUCUUUCUACGACUUUUAACCCUUUGAGUAAUUACACAAUACCAGCUGCUGUGAUUGCAGCAUUUAAGUGGCUUGGAUGGUCAAAUUCAAUGCUCAAUCCAUUGGUCUAUGCUUUCUUUUACAGCUGGUUUCGAUCAGCUUUCAGAAUGAUAAUUUCUGGUAAAAUAUUUCAAGGUGAUUUCACUCAUUCUAAGCUCUUUUGACUCAUUAUUUGAAGUAUGGAAAUAUCAGUAAAAUCCUCCUUAGUUUGGCACAUAACAUCUCUUUUCCAUUGCAUGUCAUAUAUAUAGGCCUUCUUAAAAAGGGUUGCUUUACUAUCCAUAAAGUAUGUAUAUGACUUGUAGUAGCAGGACAGUAUGGUAAUCUCAAUGUGAAUGUCUGUAAAAAAAAACUUUAAAAAUCAACAGAUGAAUUAAUCUUAUAGUUCACCUCAUUUAAUGUAUAUAUUUAGUUAUUGACGCUGCAUCUGUUGAAUUCAUGAGUAUGUCACUGAAUUUUCUUUCUUUUACAGCCGGUUUCGAUCAGCUUUUAGAAUGAUAAUUUCUGGGAAAAUAUUUCAAGGGGAUUUCACUCAUUCUAAGCUCUUUUGACUCAUUAUGUGUUGAAAUGUCAUCAUUGAACAUUGCAUGUCAUAUAUAGGCCUUCAUAAAAAAUGUCACUGUACUGUGCAUAAAAUAUCUGUAUAUAAAACUCACUGCACAGAUAGCAGUACAUAUUCAACUGCAUGAUAAUCUCACUGUGAAUGUCUAAAAAAAACAGUAGGAUAAAUAUAUCUUACUGUUCGGCUUAUUUACUGUUAAUCAGUAAUAGACGCUGUAUCUGUUUGUUGAAUGCAGGAGUGCAUCACUGAGUUUUUGUCUCCGUAAGAAAAGCUUUAAACUGACCUGUAACAAAUCAAUGAAUGGUGAAAUUAUCUUGCUCUUCGAUUAGUUUUCAGUUUCAUCAGUCUAAAUAUUAAAUAGAGCAGGGUAACUGUAAAUUACUGAAUAAGAUUUUUCCAUUUACAGAUUCUAAGAUUUAAAUAAAUUAAAGCAGAAAAUGUUAGCAACAAGUUGUACAUUUUCCACAACAAUAUGAAGAUUACACUGAAGAAAGAUGUACAGUUUUACUGUACAAAAUUGUGUAAAUAGUGUACAGGCACUUUUUCAUGCAAAUUCUCAUUUUCUCUGCUUUUACACUUUUGAAGAUGCUGUGAAUCCAAGACAAAGCAGAGAACCUGUCUGUUUUUGUGGUCCUUGAUGAUCAUAGCUAUUUACUGUGUCCCCAGCAUAGACUGAUUCUGAAAGAUGUUUGAUUUGAGUAGAAUCAACUUGUGUAUUUAUUGUGAAGGUAACUUGGGUAAAUAAAGUUCAUUGUACCAAUUCCA
This is a messenger RNA of Dicentrarchus labrax (European seabass), 2283 nucleotides long. Its product is annotated as trace amine-associated receptor 1-like. Gene Ontology annotation, molecular function: G protein-coupled receptor activity. Gene Ontology annotation, cellular component: membrane. Lineage: Eukaryota; Metazoa; Chordata; Actinopteri; Moronidae. The record is from RefSeq and is a predicted model, not a curated record. The transcript has 2 exons. Gene Ontology annotation, biological process: adenylate cyclase-activating adrenergic receptor signaling pathway. Bases 215 to 1120 code for a protein of 301 amino acids.